AUGGGUGCUGUGAUAUCACCUUCAUGUUAUACACAUCUAUAUCAACGCCGUACACCGUUACAGUGGGCUGCAAAAAAGGGUGGCCUAGCCAUGGUGGAGUUUCUUCUUGAGAGAGGUGCAGCACCAGGGGCGCUGAUUUGUGAGCAUCUGACAGCGUUGGAUUUUGCAUUGAUGAAUGACCAUGAAGAGUGUGUAAUGCCUAUGUUGGAGAAAGGCACGCGUUCUAAAUUAGAAACUUUCCUAAACAAAGCAGUGAGGUUUGGCCAGUCGGGCAUUGUGUGUCUGCUGCUUGAGAAAGGUAUGGAUGUGGAUAUCAAGGGCUUGGAUGGUAGAACUGUCCUCCAAAAUGCAUUGAUGGUGUACAAGAACCACCAUGUCUUGAAAGAAUUGCUGAAGUCCCGUGUUGGGGCCGAGGGUCGGACCUUUGACCGAAGAACUGCACUACACUAUGCAGCACAUCUUGGGAAUGAGGAGAUCGUGCGGCUACUCUUAGCUAAUGGGGCUAAUGCUUCUGCCAAAGAUAUAACUGGGUUUCGACCUUUGCAUUCUGCUGCAGGUGCCUGGGCGGCCUAUUUUGAAUGCCGAAAAGACCUAGUUGAAAAUCGUCUAAGAAUCAUCGGAUUGCUUCUGGAGAAAGGCGCCCAAGUCUCAAAUACCAAUGUUUUUGGGUGGAAUGCAUUGGAUUAUGCAAGAUGCCUGCGCAAUGUUGGCAACCAUUGGAGAAUUGUAUCACUUCUGGAGCAAAAGCAGGAUUAA
Molecule: messenger RNA, 756 nt
Organism: Aspergillus glaucus CBS 516.65
Lineage: Eukaryota; Fungi; Ascomycota; Eurotiomycetes; Eurotiales; Aspergillaceae
Product: ankyrin repeat domain-containing protein
Exons: 2
Coding region: 1-756 (251 amino acids)
Molecular function (GO): protein binding
Source: RefSeq, a predicted model, not a curated record